Carica papaya (papaya) is the source of this 1683-nucleotide messenger RNA. Its product is annotated as HXXXD-type acyl-transferase family protein. Lineage: Eukaryota; Viridiplantae; Streptophyta; Magnoliopsida; Brassicales; Caricaceae. The record is from RefSeq and is a predicted model, not a curated record.
AAAACCAAACGAAGCCAGAACUGAAAAAUAAUUCACAGCCACAGAAAAGAACUGAAAAAAUUGCGCUGUCAAAAUAGCAAAACCCCAUAAAAACAUUAUGGGAUCUUCUUCUGUUCAUGUCAAGGAAGCUACAGUCAUCGUCCCCGCCGAACCCACCCCCACCAAAAUCCUCUUCCUUUCUGCUCUUGAUUCCCAGCUUUUCUUGCGCUUCACCAUUGAAUAUCUCUUGGUCUACAAGCCUCGUCCCGGCUCCGACCCACGCGCCACCACCGCUCGAGUCAAGCACGCCCUCGCUAAGUCUCUCGUCGCUUAUUAUCCUCUGGCGGGACGGGUCAGGCCCAGGCCAGACGGGUCGGGUCUAGAUGUCCUGUGUCGCGGACAGGGAGCUGUUUUCCUCGAGGCCAUCUCGGAUCACGUCGCCGGCGAUUUUGAACGAGCGCCGAGGUACGUGACUCAGUGGAGGAAGUUGCUGUCCAUCCACGUGGCCGAUGUCCUCAAGGGGGCCCCACCGCUCGUCGUCCAGCUGACGUGGCUGCGAGACGGAAAUGCCACGCUGGGUAUUGGGAUUAAUCAUUGUGUCUGUGACGGUAUCGGCAGCGCCGAGUUUCUCAACUCGUUUGCUGACUUAGCCACAGGCAAAGGCGAGUUAAAGGCGCAUAGACCCGUCUGGGAUCGCCACUUGCUCAAUCCGUCAUCGUCACAGGUGGCGAUUGCUUCUCGUGAUAACCCAUUGAGUCACCCGGAGUUUUCCCGAGUGCCGGACCUUUGUGGGUUCCUCACCCGCUUUGCCAGCGAGCGACUCACUCCUACCUCGGUGGUUUUUGACAGAGAAUGUCUCGACGAGCUGAAGAAGCUAGCAGUUUUCACGAGUUCACACAGUGAGUUAAUCUCCACGUCCUUCGAGGUGCUCUCAGCUCAUGUGUGGAGGAGCUGGGCUAGAGCUCUGAACUUACCCUCGAAUCAAAUCCUGAAGCUUCUUUUUAGCAUUGAUGUCCGGAAGCGAGUCAAGCCAAGUCUACCCAACGGUUUCUACGGGAAUGCUUUCGUGCUAGGUUGCGCGCAGACGAGUGUGAAGGACUUAACAGAGAAGGGUUUAGGCUACGCUUCAACGCUAGUGAAGAAAGCCAAAGAGAGAGUCGACAACGAGCAUGUGAAAUCAGUGACUGAGUUAGUAAGUGGGUUGACAAGAGCGAGCCCUGACUCGGUGGGGGUAUUGAUACUGUCGCAGUGGUCAAGACUGGGUUUAGAAAAGGUUGACUUCGGAUUAGGAAGACCCGUUCAUGUGGGACCUGUUUGCUGCGAUCGGUACUGCUUGCUUCUGCCGGUGAAUGAUCAGAAGGACGCCGUGAAGGUGAUGGUGGCGGUCCCCGCCAGCGCAGUUGACAAGUACGAAUAUUUGGUGCAGAGUCCAUGCUCCUGAGAAGCACUGGAUCCUGGCACACAACAACAUCCGUUGACUCGUAUUAUUGUGUUUGACCUUUUUUAAAAAAAAAAAAAAAAAAUUAACUGAUUGGUCAUUGAAGAUUCCAGUUCUAAUCCUCUACCACCCCGGGAGGGAAAAACAGUAACCAUUUACACAGACCUUGUUUUUUAACAGUUUUUUCUUAUUGAGAAGAAAAGAAAAUUUGUCAGUAACGCCACGUGGAUUUUCAUUGAAAAUGAUUCAAUGACUGUCAAUUUACU